This is a messenger RNA of Penicillium diatomitis, 1008 nucleotides long. RefSeq lists its product as uncharacterized. The transcript is spliced from 3 exons. Gene Ontology annotation, cellular component: mitochondrion. Bases 1 to 1008 code for a protein of 335 amino acids. The record is from RefSeq and is a predicted model, not a curated record. Gene Ontology annotation, biological process: mitochondrial fission. Lineage: Eukaryota; Fungi; Ascomycota; Eurotiomycetes; Eurotiales; Aspergillaceae.
AUGUUCUGGGGUAGCCAACCGUCCAAAGAUCCCAGCAGUUCUUCGCCUGAUGCGGACAAGCCCAUCCCGAGAGCAAAGCUGCCCGCAGAACUGCAGCAGAUUGUCGACCGAGAUGAUUACUACGAUGACCUCUACUCUCCAUACUCCGUUGAUUCAACAGAAUCCCCAGUCCGUUACGCCGCCUAUGCGCAGCGCAUCCGCACUAUCCUCCUCUCCGCCCACCGCUAUGUCGCCUACACCUCCGACAUUGGCGAGUCAUUCCGGCCCGUCGCGCAUCCCUGGCUGGUUCGGUCCGCCUACGGCAUUUCAUGGGCCUAUCUGAUUGGCGACGUCAGCCAUGAAGGCUACAAAGCGUAUCUGCGCAAUCGUCGCGCGCUGACACCCCCGGGGGAUGCCCACAAAGAUGCCAGUGACAUUCCAUCCGAGCAAGUCAUCCGGGGUAUGGCGACGGGAAACAUUCGCGGACCCUUGUCGACCGAAGAGGUAGUCUCGCGCGACAAGGAUUCCUUUACAGUGCCCUGGUCUGAAACCCAGAUCUCUUUGGCGGAGGAUUAUCGUAUGGUCAUGGCAAAGCGGGCGAUCUUCCAGAGUAUCGCCAGUAUGGGCUUGCCCGCUUUUACCAUCCACAGCGUGGUGCGAUAUUCCGGGCGCGCCGUGAAGAAUGCGAAGAACCCGAUGUUCCGCACGUGGUUCCCCAUCGGUCUCGGUCUUGCCGUCGUCCCAUUCCUCCCAUACCUCUUCGACCACCCGGUUGAAGAAGCCGUUGAUUGGGCCUUUGGCACCGGUCUUCGCAUGUAUGGCGGCGAGGAUGCAGUCCGUCCUCUUCCCAGCCACGCCCUGCCUUCUCCACCCGCCACCCAAGAACCCGAAAGCGUCUCGACCGCCGCUCAGCUGUCAUGGGAACAACACAAGGAGGAACGCGAAAAUAACGGGAGCAGCGGUUCCAUCUCACGCUGGCUCGGAGGCUGGUCCUCGGGCUCCGGGUCGGAGAAGUCGAAGAAGGACUAG